Messenger RNA from Hemibagrus wyckioides, 3425 nucleotides. It is a transcript of the gene mvda, whose product is annotated as mevalonate (diphospho) decarboxylase a. Gene Ontology annotation, cellular component: cytosol. Lineage: Eukaryota; Metazoa; Chordata; Actinopteri; Siluriformes; Bagridae. The record is from RefSeq and is a predicted model, not a curated record. Bases 1423 to 2394 code for a protein of 323 amino acids. Gene Ontology annotation, molecular function: diphosphomevalonate decarboxylase activity; ATP binding. Gene Ontology annotation, biological process: isopentenyl diphosphate biosynthetic process, mevalonate pathway; isoprenoid biosynthetic process. The transcript is spliced from 8 exons.
GUUCCAGUGAAAGGAACUCUUAAUGCUUCAGCUUCAUACCAAGACAUUUUGGACAAUUUCAUGCUCCCAACUUUGUGGGUACAGUUUGGGAACGACCCCUUCCUGUUCCAACAUGACUGCACACCAGUGCACAAAGCAAGAGACUGUGAGUCAGACCUUCUCAUCCAUCAUCAGGGCCUGACCUCACAAAUGCGCUUCUAGAGGAACGGUCAAAAAUUCCCAUAAACACACUCCUAAACCUUGUGGAAAGCCUUCCCAGAAGAGUUGAAGCUGCAAAGGGCGGGGCAACUCCAUAUUACAUUCAUGUGCAUGUAAAGGCAGACAGCAUAAUUUUGGCCUGGCUCACAGUCUCCACUCUAAUUCAUCCCAAAGGUGUUCUAUGGGGUUGAGGUCAGGACUCUGUGCAGGCCAGUCAAGUUCCUCCACACCAAAUUCACUCAUCCAUGUCUUUAUGGACCUUGCUUUGGUCACUGGUGUACAGUCAUGUUGGAACAGGAAGGGGUCAUCCCCAAACUGCAAUAUAGUGUAGCUUUGUAUUCAUUCAGCUAGGGAUUUUGAGAUGUUGAGGAAACUCCAGUUUCAGUUCUUCCCGGAGGUGUUGAGUCAGUGGGGAUGAGUCAGUGGGGAUGAGUCAGGGCUCUGUGCAGGACACUCGAGUUCUCCCAUUAAGAAUAUUUCUGAUAUUUCCGUAAAGCACAUCCUCAUCCUUUAAUAAUUUGCAUGUCGGUCAUGACUGGUCCAAAUUCAUGUGGUCUUUUUUAGUGACCUCACAAAAUCAGUCAUUUUGUAACAAUCCUUGAAUGCUGAAAAAAAAAAAAUAUUUUAAAUUUUCUCAAUUAAAACAAACAAACGAUCUCUCUAUUUCUAUAAUGUAAAUUAACAAAUUUAGCACAAAGUUAUUUUUAUAAUUAAAUUCAAGCGUUUAAAAAAAUAUUUUUAGUUCAGGACUAGUUUAUUGAUUUAGCGAAGUACGUUAGGUCUCAUUCAUGUCCUUUUAAAGGAGCCGCAUAUCAAAUAACUCAAUCCUCACUAUAUAUGUGCACUACGAAUGCUCUUAAAUUAUAGCCUAUGCACCCUAAGUAGUGCACUCUGUAGUGUGUAAGGAGCCGUUUUGAAUUGGGCUCUGAAUGGCUAGUUGAUCGAGGGUAAGAGGGCGGGGAUUAGACAUGUUACGUCAAGCCUUCCUUUCGCGCGAGGAUGGUCUGACUUCUUCUAUUGGCUGGUUUCUGGAGAGGACUUACAACGGAGGAUUGGAUUGGUGGAGAGCUGACGCUCGUGUCUGAGCUCUAACCAAUCACAUUCAUCGGUGUCGUGUCAUGGCUGCCUAAAUGUCAGUGUGUAGUAGUUCUUGCUCACAUGUGUCUGUUGAGGCUGGGGAAGGUUUAAUAAAACAUUUGUACGGUUUAAUUUAAUAGGAUAAAUAUGCCGGAGACGAGCAGCCAAAAUGUGUCGAUGGUCACGUGCACGGCGCCGGUAAACAUCGCUGUCAUUAAGUACUGGGGGAAACGAGAUGAAGAGCUCAUUCUUCCUAUUAACUCCUCACUCAGUGUCACUCUGCAUCAGGACCAGCUUAAAACGACCACCACAGUUGCGUGCAGCAGAAACUUUCAGGAGGACCGCAUCUGGCUGAACGGGAAAGAAGAAGACAUCAACCAGCCGAGAUUACAGUCAUGUCUUCGUGAGAUCCGGAGGUUAGCGCGGAAAAGACGGAAUGACGAAGAUCCUAAUGCUGAGAUCACGCUUUCUCACCGGGUGCAUAUCUGCUCUGUGAAUAACUUCCCUACAGCAGCUGGACUGGCGUCAUCUGCAGCUGGAUAUGCAUGCCUGGUGUACUCGCUGUCCCGUUUGUUCAGUGUGGACGCUGAGCUGUCGGUGGUGGCUCGCCAGGGUUCGGGCAGCGCCUGCAGGAGCAUGUACGGAGGAUUUGUGCAGUGGAAGAUGGGAGAAAGAAAAGAUGGGAAAGACAGCGUGGCCGAGCAGGUGGCACCGGAGACGCACUGGCCGGAGCUCCGGGUUCUCGUCCUGGUGGUCAGCGCAGAUCGGAAGCCUGUGGGAAGCACUUCGGGCAUGCAGACCAGCGUGCAGACCAGCGAACUGCUGAAGCACCGUGCGGACCACGUGGUUCCCGCUCGGAUGGACGACAUGAUCAGGGCCAUUCAGGGACAAGACUUUGCGACGUUCGCCGAACUCACCAUGAAAGACAGCAACCAGUUUCACGCCACCUGCCUGGACACUUUCCCACCCAUAUUCUACCUCAAUGACAUUUCCCGCAGAGUCAUCAACCUGGUGCAUCGCUACAAUCAGCAUUACAGAGAGACUAGAUGCUGUCAGGUGCUUGGCCGUCUACGACGCUGUCGCCGGUUCACCACUGUCCCUUUCUUGGACCACUUUUGAUAGAUACUGACCACUGCAGACCGGGAACACCCCACAAGAGCUGCAGUUUUGGAGAUGCUCUGAUCCAGUGGUCUUGCCAUCACAAUUUAGCCCUUUGUCAAACUCGCUCAAAUCCUUACGCUUGUCCAUUUUUCCUGCUUCUAACAUCAACUUUGAGGACAAAAUGUUGACUUGCUGCCUAAUAUAUCCCACCCACUAACAGGUGCCAUGAUGAGGAGACUUCUGUUUUUUAUGCAGGAACUUGUAGCUGUAGCUCUUUACUGUCAGCUCCAGAAUUAUUGGCAUCCUUGGAAAAGACGGAUGAAAACAAUCAUGAUUUAUUUAUUUAUCCUUAUAAGAAUUUCUAGGCAAGAAUUUUAUUUAUUCAUUUUUAUUUUAUUUAUGUUUUUGCCAAUAAUUAUAACCAGAAUUUCUUUCUGAUACUUUAUUUUUAUUUUUCUGGAAUCAGUUUAUCUCACAAGGUUCACAAUUUCCGUCAUAUUUUCAGUGGAAAAUUAAGCUAGUUAGCCAUAAAUAUUUCUUUUUUUCCCCAUGUAUUUUUUUUUUCAACCCACUUUUACCAAGGGUGCCAAAAUUUCUGCAGCUUGAUUGUAUGUCAGAAAUAGUUCUCGGCUGUGUUCUGUUUUUAUUUUGAUUAUUUGUAUUAAUAUUAUUGAUAUUUAUUGUCUACUAAUCGGUAUGAGUAGGAUAAGAAGGACACAUUUAAUGUAUUUUAUAAAAUACAAGCAAAAUAAUAAAGCUUGAAGGUAAAGCUGCACAUAAAAGAAACUGCUAAAUAUGAUUUUUUGCGGCUUUCUUAUUUUUAAAUGGAAUUAAAAAAUCUCUUCAAGAACCAUCAUCUUGAGAAGAGACAAGAUUUUUUUCUGUAGUUUGUCAUAAUGACUUUUCGACACUCGACGUGUGAGAAAAGAAUUUUAAAAAUGAGCUUUUCGUGAGAAUUUCUGCUGAGAACUUUAACCCUGUUUCAAUCAUCUCUCCAUUCAUGUGUCGUGUAAAGGUGUGAAAACAAACACACUUGUCUUUUCUCUCUU